Molecule: messenger RNA, 978 nt
Organism: Tetrapisispora phaffii CBS 4417
Lineage: Eukaryota; Fungi; Ascomycota; Saccharomycetes; Saccharomycetales; Saccharomycetaceae
Gene: RFC4
Product: replication factor C subunit 4
Exons: 1
Coding region: 1-978 (325 amino acids)
Biological process (GO): DNA repair; DNA-templated DNA replication
Cellular component (GO): Rad17 RFC-like complex; DNA replication factor C complex; nucleus
Molecular function (GO): ATP hydrolysis activity; DNA clamp loader activity; DNA binding
Source: RefSeq, a predicted model, not a curated record
AUGAGUAAAGCUGCACUUUCUUUGGAACUACCUUGGGUAGAAAAAUAUCGUCCUCAUUUGUUAAAGGAUAUUGUUGGUAAUGAAGAUACCAUUGAAAGAUUGAAACAUAUUGCCAAGGAUGGUAAUAUGCCUCAUAUGAUUAUUUCUGGUUUGCCUGGUAUUGGUAAAACUACAUCUAUUCAUUGUCUGGCUCAUGAGUUAUUAGGAGAUUCCUAUUCGCAAGCCGUGUUGGAAUUGAACGCAAGUGAUGAUAGAGGUAUCGAUGUGGUCAGAAAUCAAAUCAAACAUUUUGCUCAAAAGAAAUGUCACUUACCUACAGGGAAGCAUAAGAUCAUUAUAUUAGAUGAAGCUGAUUCAAUGACUGCUGGUGCUCAACAGGCUUUGAGAAGAACAAUGGAAAUAUACUCUAACACAACUAGAUUUGCGUUUGCUUGUAAUCAAUCGAAUAAGAUAAUUGAGCCUUUGCAAAGUAGAUGUGCUAUAUUACGUUAUACAAAACUGAGUGAUGAACAGGUUCUAAAAAGAUUAUUGGAAAUUACAAAAGCUGAGGAUGUCAAAUAUACAAAUGAUGGUCUUGAGGCUCUAAUCUUUACAGCAGAAGGUGAUAUGAGACAAGCUAUAAAUAAUUUACAAAGUACGGUUGCAGGUCAUAGUUUGGUCAAUGGUGAUAACGUUUUCAAAAUUGUAGAUUCACCACAUCCACUAAUAGUGAAAAAAAUGAUACUGGCACCAACAUUGGAUGACUCUUUAUUGAUCUUGAGAAAAGAAUUGUGGGAUAAAGGUUACUCCGCUGUUGAUAUCGUCACCACAAGUUUCCGUGUAACAAAGACAUUGUAUGAAUUAAAAGAGCCGCAAAGAUUAGACAUGAUCAAAGAAAUAGGAAUUACCCACAUGAGAAUUUUAGAAGGUGUUGGUACCUAUCUUCAGUUAGCUGCCAUGAUGGCAAAAUUAAGCACACAUAAACUCUCAACAAACUGA